UGAAGGGGGUCCCGUCCGGUACCCUGUGCUCCCAUUGGUCAGUGGCAUUCCCUCUGUUUUUACAUUGCUGCCACCAGUUAUGCUCUGAAGUUUGUUUUACACAUUCUGGGGCACAUGUUCAUGCAUGCGUAAAUGCACGCAUGCCGGGUUCCAGGACCUGCACACGUGCACUAUUAGACCGUAGUCUGAAGAGACGGCGGGCUGCAGAGACACACAGGGAGAGCUCCUGACCACGCAGGGCAGAGUGGGGUGACCCGGCGCCAUAUAAAGAGACAGUCAGAUGUCCAUCCACUUGGCCAUUAAGAUGCCCAUCAAAAUGAUUUAUUGGAGCCUUCUGGUGCUGGCUCUGAAUGCAUUUGGACAGGAGCUCCCGUCGAGCCCUCACGGCUGCACUGAGGGAAGCUGUUACCCUGCAACUGGAAACCUUCUGAUUGGACGAGCUGUCAACCUGACUGCCACCUCCACAUGCGGUCUGGACGGACCGGAGCAGUUCUGUAUUGUCAGCUACCUGCAGGAUCCAGAAAAGUGUUUCGAGUGUGACUCCCGUCGGCCGUAUGAUCCCUACCACCACAGAAACAGCCACCGCAUUGAAAACGUGAUCUACCUCACAGACCUCAAUGGGAAUGAGAACUUUUGGAAAUCUGUCAACGGUAAGGAGGACGUCAGCAUCAGACUGAACCUUGAGGCUGAAUUCCACUUCACACAUCUCAUCAUGAAGUUUAAGACUUUUCGUCCUGCAGCUUUGAUCAUAGAGCGGUCAGCUGAUUUUGGCCGCACAUGGCUCCCCUACCGCUAUUUUGCCAAGAACUGUACCAGAACUUUUCCCGGCAUCCCCGCCAACGGCUUGCACCAUAUCAACGAUGUCAUCUGUGAAGAACGCUACUCUGAUAUUGAGCCCUCUAAAGAUGGAGAGGUCAUUUUUAAAGUGCUGGAUCCAGCAAUUCCAGUAGAAGAUCCCUACAGCUUGGACAUUCAAGAACUUUUGCGCAUCACCAACCUGCGCAUCAACUUCACAAAGCUCAACACGUUGGGAGACGACCUGCUAGACCGCCGCUCGGACGUCCUGCAGAAGUAUUACUAUGCCAUUAAUGAGCUGGUGGUCCGAGGAAGCUGCUUUUGUUACGGACACGCUUCAGAGUGCGCACCAGUGCCGGGGAUAAACACCCAUGAGACUGGCAUGAUCCAUGGCCGCUGUGUUUGCAAGCAUAAUACUGAAGGUCUSAACUGCGAGCGCUGCAAGGUUUUCCACAAUGACUCACCUUGGAGACCAGCAGAGACGGAGGACCCACACACAUGUCGAGAGUGUAACUGCAAUGGCCACACAAACCAGUGUCACUUUGACAUGGCGGUGUAUUURGCGAUGGGCAACACCAGCGGUGGAGUUUGUGAUAACUGUCUGCACAACACAAUGGGACGCAACUGUGAGAUGUGCAAACCGUUCUACUACCAAGACCCCAACAGGGAUAUUCGGGACCCUCGUGUCUGUGUCGGUAACCCAGUACAUCAUGGAUUAAAGUGUUUUCUGUCUCUGCAGCCUGAAUACUGGGGUCUCAGUAAUGACCUGGGUGGCUGCAGACCUUGUGAGUGCGACUUCGGKGGAGCGUUCAACAACAGAUGCAUGAUGGAUAGUGGGCAGUGCGACUGCAGGAGGCAUUUCAUUGGUCGACAGUGUUCGGAGGUGCAGCCUGGGUAUUUCUGUGCUCCGCUCGACUACUACAAAUACGAGGCUGAAGAGGCUGCCGGACGCUCGCCCACCGACCCCUCACUKCCGGGSCAGGUCCGUCCGCAGGCAGCAGAUGACUGCAUUCAGCAGCUCAGCAACCAGGCGAGGAGGCAUCGGCGACACCGGCGCAUUUCAAGCCUGCAGCAGUCUCAGGCAGCGUUGAGACGCAUCCGGCAGCUUCAGCAGACACCGGAUGUCACGACGGUCCACAGAGAGCACGCUCCCAGCCACAUCGCCACCUGGACAGGUCCCGGUUUUGCUCGCGUGAAAGAUGGUGCAGGCUUGGUGUUCACCAUCGACAACAUCCCCUACGCCAUGGAGUACGAAGUCAUGAUUCGCUACGAGCCUGAGGUKUGUUUACGUGUAGACACUAGCUGUGUUUCCAUUACAAAUGUGCAAAAAUAUUUUUCAGACAGAUGUCCGAAUGUACUCGUAUAUGUACUGACUGUAAUGUAUUCUUCCAGAUACAUCCUGAUGUCCAGGCCAUUUUGUUUUGAGCCCAGUAAUCGCUACGUGGUAGCAAUCAGGUUCCAGCGACACGGAGUCGCUUACAGACACCUUACCGCUUUCAUCCUGAUUGACUCACUGGUAUUGAUCCCCAAGUACACCGAGCUUCCUGGUUUCCAUGGCAGCGACCCGGACACAGAGCAGCACCGGGAGGACAUGAUCCGCUACAUGUGCCUGGAUUCUUUUAUGAUCACGCCGAUGCCAGCGCUGGCCGAGAUGUGCUCCAAACUCAUCUGCGGCAUCUCAGCCAACAUUCACGAUGGGGCCCUGCCCUGUCAGUGCGAUCCUCAGGGUUCCAUCAGCGGUGAGUGCGAUAAGGUCGGAGGUCAGUGCCGCUGUAAAGCUAACGUCAUUGGGCGGCGGUGUGACCAGUGCGCCCCAGGAACCUACGGCUUCGGAGUGAGCGGCUGCAAUGCCUGUGACUGCCACCUAGAGGGCUCCUUCAGCCACCAGUGCGACCCAGUUACAGGUCAGUGUCCGUGCAGGCAGGGAGCCACCGGGCGCCAGUGCUCCGACUGCCAACCGGGCCAGUGGGGCUUCCCCAGCUGCAGCCCCUGUCAGUGUAACGGCCACGCCGACCUCUGUGACCCCCGGACAGGAGAGUGCAGAGGCUGCAGGGACAACACAGCGGGACACCUCUGCGAACGCUGUGUGGAAGGCUUCUAUGGCAACCCAGUGCUYGGAUCAGGGGAUCACUGUCACCCUUGCCCCUGCCCUGGAAAYCCUGGUUCCAACCACUUYAACGGCCAUUCCUGUCAAUCUGACCACACCUCCAAUCAGAUCAUAUGUAACUGCAAACCAGGCUAUACAGGUGAGCUGGAACAUUAUCAUGAUCCUGCUGUUUUACUCUUUCAUUGUUUUUMUAAGUACAGUGAUCCCUCACUGUCCUGCCUCUGGAAAAUACUAGACUCCAAGAUCUUCUCCUUAUCUAUCCAUUGCCUUUACCCAGGGUGCACCUGUGUGACUGCUGGAACUGUGGUGUCAGCAUGCAGUGAGGGACAGUGUCUCUGUGACCACUACACCGGGGCCUGUCCUUGCAGGGGGUCUGUGAUGGGCAACAACUGUGACCAGUGUGCCCCCAACCACUGGAAUUACGGUCAGCCAGAAGGCUGCCAGCCGUGCAACUGUGACCAGCAACAUUCUGAGGGGGAUCRGUGCAACCUGUUCACAGGCCAGUGUCCGUGUCGGCCCGGCUUCGGAGGACACCGGUGCACUGAGUGCCGAGAGCACCACUGGGGUGACCCACAAGUGGAAUGUAGAGAGUGCAGCUGUCACCCGCUGGGCUCACAGACACACCAGUGUAACCGAGUGACGGGGCAGUGUGAGUGCAAGGACGGGAUGGCGGGGGUCCGGUGCGAUGAGUGCGCACGUGGCUUCACGGGCGUCUUCCCCAACUGUGUCCCCUGUCAUCAGUGCUUCUAUCAGGCGGAUGAUCACUUGUGCCAGAUCAGAAGAGACUUGGAACACAUCCAGUAUGCCGUCCAGAAGAUCCUGGAGAGCGGGAUCACGCCCGGAGACGGRAUCAACCRCAUCAYGGAGCUUGAGCAGAAGCUGAACCAGGURCGAGACCUGAUUGAAACGGGGGACACGGAACAGAUCCACCAGCUGAUUGGACAGAGCAUCGAUGACCUCAGACCUGAGAUCGUUCUCAUUAAUUCACGUCUGACGGGAAUCGACAAAGACACAAACAACACUAAAGAGGCGGAUGAGGUCUUGAGACGCACUCUGACUGACCUGGAGAAAGACUUGAUGGAUGUCAAUGCUACGCUGGCUCUCAAACAGGAGCUGCUGGACAAGUACCUCACCUCAGGAUUUUUAGAUCAGUUUGACAAAGUGAAGAAGUACUACCAAGUGUCACAGCAGGCUGAGGAGAGGUGCAACGCCUCGGUGUUGUUUCCUAUCAGUCCAGUAGAACAAUCCAAACAAACUCGARGGAUUACCGAGAAGAUGCUGAACACCACAAAAGACCAGCUCCUCCAGAAUCUAACUGCCCACAACAAUUCAUUAAAUGAGCUGCAUCAGAAGACCCAAAACCUCAGUGAGACGGUCCAACAUCUCAGCCAAAAGGUGUGUGGUGGUGCUAGUAAUACCAGCCAAAAUGGCAGCUGCUCUGACAACCCGUGUGGUUGCCAUGACAAUCAGGGUAACUUUGUUUGUGGAGGAGAGGGAUGCGAUGGGACAAAGAGUUCUUCUUUGACUGCACUGAAGGAUGCCACAAACCUCACAGACAGUCUGAAAGCGGCCAUGAAGGAGCUGCAGGGCGUCACAAAGAAGCUUCAGGACAUAGCUUCCCAGACUCAGGAUGUGAAGAACCGGACGAUGAAUGCUCUGGAGAAAGCCCAGAAGAAGAAGGAAUACUUUGAAAAAAGCAAUAAAGACCUUAAAGACUUCAUUAAGACCAUCAAGGACUUCCUCACAGAGGAGGGAGCAGAUCCUGAGAGCAUCCAGAAGGUAGCCCAGCAGGUCUUGGAUAUCAAGCUGCCGCUCAACAGGACCACUGUGGACAAACUGAUCAACCAGAUCAACAGCAGCAUUGCCAAUCUCACCAACGUUCAGAACAUUAUGAAUCAAACUUCGCAGCUCAUCCGCAAUGCUCAAGACCUGAUGAAUAAAGCUAAAGAGGCAGAGAGACAAGCAGUGGGUGUGAGGGAUCUUGUCAACAGCACCAAACAGGCUUUGAAUGUCUCUGAGGUGGCCAUCGACAAAGCAAAGGCAGCCCUGAAGGAGGCCCGGCACAACCUGAACAGCACCAAGAACUCCACUGAUGAGGUGGAAAAGGGGUUGGCGCAGCUUGAGGAUAAGCAGAUGGACAUCAUGAUGCUUCUAACCAAUCUGUCCAAGGGGGUGGAAGCCCUAAAGAACAAGACGGAGAUGAACAGACUAAUGGCAAAGGACGCCAUAAACCUGGCCAACAACGCCACUGACCAGGCAUCCACACUGGUGCAGAAGCUAAAUGUAACAGAGAAACGUUACCGUGAGCUGCAGUUGAAGAUGGAGUCUCUUGGCAGCUCUGGAACUCUGAACAACAUCCAACAGAAGGUCAAAGAUAUGACGGAGGAGGCAGAAGAUCUCCUCAGUAAAGCCAAUAAUGGGAUAAAUGAUCUUGACAAAMUAGGGGAAUUAUUGAAAAACAACGAGGAGCGGAUGAAGAAGCAGCGUGAGGAGCUGGAGGGUCUGAAGCAAAACGCCACUGAUGUGAGAGACCAAAUUCAGGAAGAAGUGCGGAAAUACAGUAGCUGCGUGUGAUGAUGUCACAAUAUUACAGUCUGAUGCUGCAACUGGAAACAGGCAGACAUCACCUUUAACAAAGAAAAGCUGCUCAGGAGCUACCUCCUAUAUGAUCACUGGAUUUCAAGUUUUACAGUCUACCUGUCAAAGUGUUAUAUCACAUAAACAACCUUAUUCAUGUACUGAACUGUCCUUUCCUAGUUAUCGCCUAUACAGUGUUUGAUAUUUGUAUUUAAGCUAUUUCAACAAGCAGAUUACUUAUGGUGGUCAUUUACUUCACUGUACAGACCACAGACAGCGACUUUCUCCAAUUCAUGUUUAAUAAACUUCACAAAUAUCUCAAAUA
Molecule: messenger RNA, 5804 nt
Organism: Poecilia reticulata (guppy)
Lineage: Eukaryota; Metazoa; Chordata; Actinopteri; Cyprinodontiformes; Poeciliidae
Source: RefSeq, a predicted model, not a curated record